CGCUAAUUAAAUGGGCGAAUGUGUUGACGUAAUCGCAUUUUGAAGCAUUGAAACGCCAUAUCAUUAAUGCAUUGAAUGUCCACUCAAUCACUGAAUCGCUUCAAUACUAACCAUUCAAUCAAUUGAAGUCCAAUUGAAACGCAUUCCUAAGCAUUGGUUUGUGUUUGCAUUGCAUUAGUAUUGAAUCGCAAGUGCUUUGAGUGGCAGUAGUCGUGGACAACACCGCAAUGGCAGCGAUAGUGAUGACUGAGUCGGACAUUCAAUAUGUUUCUCAUGCGAUGGACAAAGAGCUGAUCCAAUCGCCGAAACCCAAGCGAAAGCGUCAACGACUGGACCACUUGUCUAACGAAGAGAAACUGAUGAGAAGGAAACUGAAGAACCGAAUGGCGGCCCAAAGCGCUCGCGACCGCAAGAAGGUUAAGAUGCAUCACUUGGAGAGGGAGGCCAUGGUUCUGGUCAAACAGAGAAACGCAUUACUCAUACAAAACGAGAAACUCGUGAAAAGCAAU
Oppiella nova is the source of this 509-nucleotide messenger RNA. NCBI's taxonomy places the organism in Eukaryota, Metazoa, Arthropoda, Arachnida, Sarcoptiformes, Oppiidae. The record is from the annotation of a GenBank genome assembly.